Molecule: messenger RNA, 2316 nt
Organism: Lachancea meyersii CBS 8951
Lineage: Eukaryota; Fungi; Ascomycota; Saccharomycetes; Saccharomycetales; Saccharomycetaceae
Source: the annotation of a GenBank genome assembly
AUGACAGGUACGUUUGAUCUGGAACACUUGAUUCCAGUCCUGCCGAUUCCAGAUCUGGACUCGACAUUUGAACAACUGGAAGCUUGUAUGAAGCCUUUGAACGUGGCAGACGGUUACUAUAAACAUUUUUUGCAAGCUGGAAAUUACUAUCAGCUGUACAGGGCAGUCUCUCGAUUUUUGAAGUCGAAGGUAGCCCAAAAACUUCAAUCAAAAGUGCGGGAGCUGAACGAGCUAAGCUCCCAUGUCUUAGACAGCUUACAGUUGGACACCUUUAGCCACGCUUUGACUGCUGAGAUCGAAGGUGAUGUCUUGCCGCGAAAUCCAUUUCUCGUUCUAUCUCCGGAUGCACUUGAAGGCAUCUCCCAACAAAAUCGUGCUGGCGUUCUUUGUUACUCCGCUCUCAAAUUCAUCUCUGCCUUGCGCCAUGGGAUAUUACCUCCUGAUAAAGACUCAUCAGGAAAACCUCUCUCCAUGCUGCCGUACGUGACUCUGUUCGGGACGACACGAUCCCCUUUUCUAGAAUCGGACGAAAUUCCCAGCUUUGGUGAAGCUCCAUCAAAUGGGCACUCAGCAACCGAUCUCUGUGCACGCCAUGCGAUUUCCAAAGAGACGCAUUUAGCUUCUAAGCAUAUCGUGAUCAUAUCGAGGGGGCAAUAUUACAGUCUAGACGUCUUGGAUUCUGACAAUAGACCUCUCUACGACGAUGACAGUUUAUCACAAGUUAUGCAUUCUGUUCUUCAAGAUUCUUUUGAACCCAAAAAUCUAGCGAACAGCACGAGCCUGGGGAGCUUUACUGCAUAUUCGUUGAAGCGUUGGAAGCACGCUCGCAACCUUCUUAGGGAGAAGUGCGCGACUCAACUCGCCAUCAUCGAUUCAGCACUGUUCGUCUUGAUCUUGGACGAAUCUUCAUCUACUUCUGACAUAUCCCGUGAAUGCAAGCGACUAUUUUACGGAAGCAGCCUUAUAGGCGAGGACGCAAAUCAGCAGGGCUCAUGUUGCUCAAGAUGGUAUGAUAAGUUGCAGCUGGUUGUCACAAAAGACGCCAAAGCCAGCGUGAUAUGGGACUCGCUGACUUGUGAUGGCUCGGCAGUAAUGAGGUUUGCGUCUGACAUGUUCGUAGAAUCGGUACUUCGCCUUGCUCGCGAAAUCGAUGAUAGUACUGUGUUUUCCCUGUGGCCUAUCACCUCUAAAAUCGAUACGUCAAACAUCAAAGGUUUCCACAAGAUCAAUUGGGAGUUCUGCGAGGCUUUGAAGGAAAGCAUAUCUAUCUCUGAGAGUAAUCUGACUGAUUUAAUAUGCAGACAUGACAUAGUGCAAAAAGAGAUCCCCUACGGACGAAACGUCGCUCGUCGCCUGGGUGUCAAUGCAGAUGCCAUGAUUCAGGUGGCCAUACAAAUUGCUCACUAUGCUCUGUAUGGGAAAAUGGCGUCUACAUUUGAGCCAGUCUCCACGAGAACUUUCCGCAAUUCUAGGUCUGCGUUUGUUCCAGUUCAGAACCAACAAAUGUUCGAACUGUGUCAAAUUUACAAUUCCAACGCGUUAGGCAGACGAUCUAAACUCGAAAAAUUCACAGAGGCAUGCGAGAGGCAUCUUCAAAGUGUGCAACUGUCAAAGCGUGGCCAAGGAUUCGAAAAACACUACAAUAUUCUCCGUUAUCUUUUCCAGAAUCAUGAGGAAUACCAGAUUGAACUGGACGCACUUGAUUUAGAAAUAGCUUCUGAUGUUUUUGAAAAUGCUUCUUUAGAUCAUUUGUCCAGUCCUGAAAUAAUUGCGGCUCAUUGCGGAAACUCUGCAAUCCGGGAAUUUGGAAUUAACCCUGCUGUUCCGCAAGGUUUUGGAAUAGGCUAUAGUCUGGAGCCUGAUCGAUGCGAUCUCACAAUUACUUCUCAGUUCAGACAGGGAAAUCGUUUUCUGACGACUUUAAAAUACAUUCUUGAUGAGAUCGUAUCAUGCAAGGUUCAGUUUGAGAAAACCCCCGCUUCUACGGCUUUAGAAAGUGACAAAAUUGGUAGUACUUGUCUACUAGAUAUUUAUCGGCAGGCUGAUUUGGGACAGGAAAUAUGCUCAAUCAAAAAUCUCAUACCUGAAGCAGACAAUGUCGCUGAAGCUUGGGAUUUUCGGGAGCUAAAUGGCUCUGCGAGUAGCAAGAGGUCUACGCAACCAGCGUCGGCAGAUUUUUCAUCGUGCAAAGCAAGCAGCAGGUCAAGGCGCUCUAGUUCAAUUACCAUGGAUUACGCCCCCGCGUUUUUUACAGAUAUAGAAAGGAACUCCGUUGGCCGCGAAAUCCCUCUGGCUGACUUAGCGCCCGCUUGGUGA